This is a messenger RNA of Scleropages formosus (Asian bonytongue), 2232 nucleotides long. RefSeq names its product PDZ and LIM domain protein 2-like. The coding region runs from base 337 to 1578 and encodes 413 amino acids. Gene Ontology annotation, molecular function: actin binding; muscle alpha-actinin binding. Gene Ontology annotation, cellular component: adherens junction; filamentous actin; stress fiber. The transcript has 10 exons. NCBI's taxonomy places the organism in Eukaryota, Metazoa, Chordata, Actinopteri, Osteoglossiformes, Osteoglossidae. The record is from RefSeq and is a predicted model, not a curated record. Gene Ontology annotation, biological process: actin cytoskeleton organization; heart development; muscle structure development.
UAGUCUUUUCGGUCACAGUUUCGCCGGUCCAAGGCAGCUCAGGAGGAACAUUUGAAAUCAUCAGAGGUUCUUGUCUCUUCGCUGCGAUGACCACGAGCUUCCUGAGCGUGUGAAACAAAGCGUCAUCAUGAUCAUGAGGUGUCGGUCCAUGGUCCCUGUUGGUCACUGAUAAUGAUUGAAUUACUGAUGGUCAGUGACGGUCAGUGAUGGUCACAUGGACAGCAGAACCACGCAGGCAGUGCAAGCCGCUUGUCAUCUCACGAAACCAUAGAGCUGAAAGCAAGAAGGAGGAGAAAAGAAGAGAGAAGAUCGAGGUCCAGGAACUCCGGGCUCUGCAUGUCCUCACUCCUCCUACACAGAUCUCUCAAACAUCUAACAAACUUCCAAGGAACAUCCUCUGACAGAGAUCUGACUCUCGUGUCUCUUCAGACCCUCGGACGCUUCUCGGUGGAUCAUCGGCAAAGAGAGCAAGUGACGGACUGUGGUCACAUGAUGGCACUCUCGGUGAAUCUGACUGGCCCAUCUCCUUGGGGCUUCAGGGUGUCUGGUGGGAGGGACUUCAAAAAGCCCUUAACAAUCUCCAAGGUAACUGGGGGCAGCAAGGCAGAACUGGCCAACCUGCGGCCUGAUGACAUUAUCCUAGAGAUUAACGGGGAGAGUGUGAGUGAGAUGCUCAAUGCAGAGGCGCAGAAUAAGAUCAGGAGCUCCAGAGAGCAGCUGCAGCUCCUGGUGUUCAGGCUUGAGCUGCUGACCUCCAGACAGACAAAUGGAAUCAAUACACCUGAGCCGACAGCCAACCUCUGUGAGGAGCUGCAUGCAAACCAGGAUGUGGAGCAGAGCCUCAACAAGCAGCUGGUCUCUAAUCCAGUUUCCCAGUUGCUAAUAGCUUGCUCCUCUGAGCCAUCUGUCACCGCUCAGGGAAUUGUGGGGUUGCAAUCACCUACUAUAACCAAGAGCAUCCAUCCUCAAUCCUGGUCUCCAGUGGAGAAGCCCUCCAGCCCCAGGGUCUCCAAGUCCAUUUCACAGGAGGUCUCAGCCUUCAGUGGCAUCUCUUAUUGGACCUCCACCCCUUUGGAGGGUGAAUUGGGCCAAAGUCCCACUGAAAGGGACCUAUCAUCUCCCUGUGGGAACAGACCCCUGCCCAUUUGUUCCAGUCGUGACACAGCCAUGCAGAAGCUCGACCAAGACUCGGAGGUCUACAAGAUGCUGCAAGAGAACAGGGAGUCACGUGCUGCACCACGACAGUCCACCACCUUCCGCCUGCUGCAGGAGGAGCUGGAAGCUGAAGAGAAAGGGGCAACCAUGCGGUUCUCAGGGCGGCCCAAGGCCUCCUUUACCGGGAUACAACAUCUCCACACUUGCGAGAAGUGUGGAAUCAGCAUUGUCACUCAGGCGAUCCGCAUCACAGAGGGUCGCUACCGUCACCCAGAGUGCUACGUGUGUACCCAGUGUGGUCUCAGCCUGGACAUGCGUGGACAUUUCUGGGUAGAAGAUGAGUUGUUUUGUGAGAAGCAUGCUCAGGAGAGAUACCGUGGUCCAGGCAGAGGCUUUCAUGCUACUAUUUCACCCCGCCAUUAGGCUCUUCCCACUCCUGCCAGAUAAAGACAUGUUCCUUCUUUACCAUACACGUGGGUCCACACAGUAUUCUGUGGUGUCACCUCUGCAUUGUCCCUUGUUCUCUGCAAGCCUUUCCUCACUCCAGCCUUUGAAGCUACUUUGAACCCUGGGACCCUCCAAUUUUCAGCCUUGCACCAAACCACACCCACACUAGCAGCUCCUACCACAUUACUGGACUUGAUGCAGUGCACCGCUUAUCAUAAGAAAAGAGGAUGUUCUGCAGCAGAAGAGUUGUGUUUCAAACCCACUGGUAUGUGGGCUUUGGAACACUUGGGGGAGUUUAUCUUUGAACUCAGGGGCUUUAUCUUUCUUUCACAUGUAGUUUUUUUGUAAGUGACAACAGUUCAAGUUCAGAUCAUCAGGUUAUCAACUCCUUAUGAGAACAAAAAUUUCCGUUUGAAACAUAAGCCUUGCUGACACUGAGCACCACACAUGGUGAACAGCCCCCCGCCCCCACGUCUGGAGCCGGUUACCCUGCAUGUCUGUCAUCUUGUUUCAUUGCUCGGAAACCUUGUGACUUGUGAAAGAAGACAAGUUUUAAAGAAUAAGCUAAAAGAAACUGAAAAAAAUGAAAAGACAAAGGAAAGCCUUACAUAUCAGUUUAAAAACAUUAAC